Messenger RNA from Scleropages formosus (Asian bonytongue), 3105 nucleotides. It is a transcript of the gene rab12, whose product is annotated as RAB12, member RAS oncogene family. Lineage: Eukaryota; Metazoa; Chordata; Actinopteri; Osteoglossiformes; Osteoglossidae. The coding region runs from base 346 to 1068 and encodes 240 amino acids. The record is from RefSeq and is a predicted model, not a curated record. The transcript is spliced from 6 exons. Gene Ontology annotation, molecular function: GTP binding; GTPase activity.
UGAGUCGAGUGACGCCGCUGACGCGCUUCGCUCAGCGUGUCACAAACACACCGCUUCUUCCACGCCGCGCGGCAGUAACUGUGGAAACUGUUCGGUCCGAACUCUUCUUCCAGAUGGACUGACUGCGGACUUGUGGGAUUUGUAGUUUUCCCGGGGAACGGGAAGGAACCGGAUGAGACGCCACGCGCGCCGCUUUCCUCUUCCCACCGCAGGACAACAACCGGAGCGAGGAAAAACUUCGGCGAACUGGUCGGGACGAGCAAAGUUGUUGUGACCGCCGACGGCUCACCGAGCGCCCCGUUCCCAAGGCCCGCCGGAGAGGAGCCCGAUGCGGACGGGCUCGUCAUGGACCCGAGGUUGAACAUGCAGCAGCAGCGACGGGCCGCCGCCGCCGGAGGCUCCCCGGCUCUCACGGGCGCGCAGUCCCGCCGCAGGAAGCUGCCGCCGCGGCCCGCCGACUACAAGGUGCAGGUGAUCAUCAUUGGCUCGCGCGGCGUCGGCAAGACGAGCCUCAUGGAGCGGUUCACGGACGACACCUUCUGUGAGGCGUGCAAGUCCACCGUGGGUGUUGACUUCAAAAUUAAAACUGUCGAGCUGAGAGGGAAGAAGAUUCGGCUGCAGAUCUGGGACACGGCUGGCCAGGAAAGGUUCAACAGCAUCACCUCAGCCUACUACCGGGGAGCCAAAGGCAUCAUCCUUGUGUACGACAUCACCAAGCAGGAAACCUUCGACGACUUGCCCAAAUGGAUGAAGAUGAUCGACAAGUACGCCUCCGAGGACGCCGAGCUUUUGCUGGUGGGGAACAAGCUGGACUGUGAGACGGACCGCAUCAUCUCCAGGCAGCAGGGCGAGCGGUUUGCCUCAAGGAUUUCUGGGAUGCGCUUCUGUGAGGCAAGCGCUAAGGACAAUUUCAAUGUGGAUGAGAUCUUUUUGAAAUUGGUUAAUGACAUUCUCAACAAGCUGCCCCUCGACAGCCCCAGCAGGGAGUUGUGCAGCAGCAUCCUGUCUCUGCAGCCUGAGCCGGAAGUGCCGCCAGAGUUGCCUCCUCCGCGGCUGCGCUGCUGCUGAGCUCCACCCCAUCCACCCUGUCCUGCCUUCUGCUGAAGCCCUGGGCUCAAUAUUACCUUUCCCCCAUGCACGCACACACGCGCGCACAUACACACACACACACACACACACACACACACACACACACAUUCACACGCACGUGCAAAAUACACACGUGAACACACCCAGACUGUACAAUUACAGGGCUACCUCGCAACAGGAACAGUUGUGUGCCUUUCUGGUUCGAACCCUAACUGGUCUACUGCAAGAAGGUGGCCUUUCCCAGCACUGGGAGGGUACCUUCCCUCCCCGCAGCGAGGAGGAGGCGGGGCCACUCUGAGGACCGCCUUCCGCUCCUAGCCUUGUGCACAUUGACCCCGAAGCCCUGGACCGCACGGCAGGAAGCGGGCGCCCUGUGGACGGGCAUUAGGGGCGCUCGCAGGAUCCCGUGUGUUUUCUUUUGUUUGUUCCCCUCCCUUCCACGUCUGAAAAGAAAGGGAUAAUUUUCCAACAUAUCACCUGGAUCUUCCUAAAUGUCUGUACAGGUGUUGUGUUUCCUACCUUAUAAUAUUGGCAUCAUGCAGUGAGGCUUCAGCUCUAGUCUUCCAGGACUGGUGUUUCGUACCCGGGUCGUCUUAGUGUACCUUGAACAUACUGAUACGGAAGAGUGGCUCAAGUCCACGUUUGAGUGGAGUCUUACAAAAGGGACCCUAAGAGCACUUUGUUCUGGAAGCCCACAGGGAGCCGUUUCCGGGUAGAUGUUCAGUAUGCCAUCUUUUUCCAGCAGCGUUUUUCAUGGAGCCACUGGGCUCUAGUGCUUCGUUUUCACCUCCUCUCUCUCUUUGUUGCGUUUUCUACACAUUUUGCACUACAAUCAAUUUUAAAUUGUUUUCAGCAGCAUAGCGAGGAAAUGGCAUCAUGAGGGUAGCGUUUCUCAGCACAUUGAACCCAAGGAGGUGAAGAGGAGCACAGCUGGCGGUUAAGGACCUGGCGCAGAGACUCGUGGCCAAUUGCUCUCCGGGUUGAUGUGUCUGAAAGGCUGUCUGUACCGACAGACCUUUUCCUCCAUUGCUUUCCUCCAACACACCCCAGUCUUGUGCGUCGUCACAGGGCGUCGCGCUGAACCCUGGGCUGAGGCUCUUCAAAAUGCAACAGCUGGAUGACUGAGACCGGCUCUCCAGGGGUCAAAGGGCAUUCUGAAGCGACAUUCACCUCGACUCGCACUCAUUUCUCAUCGCCGUGCCUUAGGUGCUCGCCGGUUUUGUAACCCACAAGUGUCUCGGAGUUGGUGGGGGGAAGUGUUGGGGAGCAUCUUUGGCACCGUCAGCUGUCCAGCCAGCGGUCGUUUCCAUUCGCCGAGUUUGAGCUGAACAGGCGGGUUGUUUGCUGGAAGUCAAUCGGGAGCCAAGUGACACAACUGCCUGUUGACCAGGGUGAUGUGCGGCCCAUGUGUGAACAGCACUUUGGCGUUUGCUUCCUCUCCGAAUGAUCGUUUCAAGUGCUGCACGCUGUGUUGUGGUAAAGGGGUAAAUCUAAAGCAGUUAGUGAUUUUCAUGUAGUGCACAAUUACUAACACGAUAGGAGCUGCUGAUGCUCUUUGGUUUGAUGAGAGAUUCGGCUCAGCAGAGCAUUUGUGUGGUUAGGCAAACCGUGUAGACGCGCUCUGAAAGAUCACCUUUUCAGUGUGUGUCUCUGUGUGUGUGAUCUGUGUCCUGUCGCAGUUCCCAUUUCAGCUGCCGUGGAAAGGAAAGCAAGUAUUUUGAAACAGUGUGCCUGUUAAAGCAUUUGGGUACAGACAGGUAAUGAACCUUUGACUAAUGAAGGUUUGCACCCGUUCAAGCAUUGUGUAUCCAAGCCUUAUUUUCUCCUUUUUUUUAAUUAAAAAAUAACCAUAUAAAUUACAAUGUGUUCAAGUCUGUUAUAGAUAAUAAUGUCGUUUGUUUAAUGUAUGAAUUACUAAGCAAGUUUUAUGUAUUUCAGUAAGUUGGCAUGUUACAAGCAGUAUUGUGAUAUAACUUGAGGCAUUCUUAAACUAAUGAAGUGCGAAUAAAUAUUUUA